Molecule: messenger RNA, 1431 nt
Organism: Rotaria sordida
Lineage: Eukaryota; Metazoa; Rotifera; Eurotatoria; Philodinida; Philodinidae
Source: the annotation of a GenBank genome assembly
AUGGAUUCUGAUGCACUUGUAUCAUGCGGAGCAAUGAUGCUUCAAUUUGUUGCUGAAUAUUGGCGUUCAAUUGAAAAACGUCCUGUUGUUGCAAAUGUACAACCAGGUUAUUUACGUCAAUUAUUACCAGCUCAAGCACCUGAACAAGCUGAAUCAUUUUCAUCAAUUAUAAAUGAUCUUGAAUCAACAAUUAUGCCUGGUAUUACACAUUGGCAUAGUCCAAAUUUUUAUGCUUAUUUUCCAACAGCUCUAUCAUAUCCAGCUAUUUGUGCAGAUAUAUUAUCUGGUGGUAUUGCUUGUAUUGGUUUUUCAUGGAUAGCAUCACCAGCAUGUACAGAACUUGAAGCAAUUGUUAUGGAUUGGUUAGCAAAGGCAAUGAAUUUACCGGAAUUUUUUCUUUCAACUGGAAAUGGUGGUGGAAUAAUUCAAGGUACAGCUAGUGAAGCUACAAUUGUAGCUUUACUUGCAGCUCGUUCAAGAAUUUUUAAAGAAAAAAAAACUGAAGAUCCAACAUUAACACUUGGUCGUUUACUUGAUCAAUUAAUUAUCUAUUGUUCUGAUCAAGCUCAUUCAUCAGUUGAUAGAGCUGCAUUAAUUCUUGGUUGUCGAUUACGUAAAAUAACUUCAGAUUCAGAUUGUGUUAUGCGUGGAGAACAAAUUGAAAUAGCUAUUGCUGAAGAUCGUGCACAAGGUUUAAUACCAUUUUUUAUAGUUGCUACACUCGGUACAACUCCAACAUGUGCUUUUGAUGAUUUGGUUACUAUUGGACGUGUAUGUGAAAAAGAACAUUUAUGGAUGCAUAUUGAUGCAGCUUAUGCUGGAAAUGCUUUUAUUUGUCCUGAAUAUCAAUAUUUAUUAAAUGGUGUUGAAUAUGCUGAAUCAUUUAAUUUUAAUCCACAUAAAUGGAUGUUAGUUAAUUUUGAUUGUUCAGCAAUGUAUCUUAAAGAUCGAACACAUUUUAUUGAUGCUUUUAAUGUUGAUCCACUUUAUUUAAAACAUGCAUUUCAAUCAUCAGCACCUGAUUAUCGACAUUGGCAAAUUCCAUUAGGACGACGAUUUCGAUCACUUAAACUUUGGUUUGUUUUUCGUUCAUUUGGUUUAGAUGGAUUACGAGCAUAUAUUCGUAAACAUAUUCAAUUAGCUAAUUAUUUUAUUAGUUUAAUUAGUAAAGAUAAUCGUUUUGAAAUUGUCUUUACAGCUGCUGCACAACUUGGUCUUGUCUGUUUUCGAUUAAAAAAUAGUUCAAAUGAAUUAAAUGAACGUUUAUUAAAAGCAUUAAAUGAUGAUAAACGUAUUUAUCUUGUACCAUCAAUGGUUAAACAAAAAUAUAUUUUACGUUUAGCUAUAUGUUCAUGGUUAGCAGAUGAGAAACAUGUUAAAUUUGCUUGGGAUGUUAUUGAACAAGUUACAAAUAAACUUCUUUCGGAAUAA